Effrenium voratum is the source of this 1272-nucleotide messenger RNA. The record is from the annotation of a GenBank genome assembly. Lineage: Eukaryota; Dinophyceae; Suessiales; Symbiodiniaceae.
AUGGAUGUAUCGACUGAGUGCCUGGCCACUGAGCAGUGCCCAGCCCGAGCGGAGAAGAAGCUCUCGGAGACGGCUGCAGUGACCACUCUGACACAGAAUGUGCUGGGCUCCGGCGUGCUGGCGCUGCCCUAUGCCAUAUCUUCGGCUGGAGUUGUUGGAGGCUUGGGGAUGCUGCUGUUCGUGUACUUGCUCUCGGUGUUCACCAUGGCCAUUCUGGUUGCUUUGAGCAACACUCUGGGAACUUUCAGCUAUCAUGGCGCAGCCAGCCGCACAGCCGGACCCCGCACAGCCAUGUGGGCUGAGAUUUGGGUUCUGUGCUGCAACCUUGGACUUUGCAUCAGUUAUGUUAUUCUCCUUGGAGACUUUGCGUUUGCCCUGGCUGAGCAAUUCGGCUUUCACCACGCCUCCAAGAGCGGAUGUAUGGCUACUCUCGUGGUCUGUAUUUGCUGGCCGCUCUCCUGCGCUCCAUCCCUGGGCUUUCUCAGGUGGAUGAGCUUGGUGGGGCUGGCCAGUAUUUUGUUUGCCGCAGUGGCUGCUGGGCUGCGAUUCUUCGACGGAUCUUACUUCGAUGCGGCAGGACCUCCCAAGCUGUCCGCCUUCGAGUCGGCAAGCUUUGGAAAUUGCUUUCCCAUCCUGGUUGGCGCCUUUGGUGCUCACACCAACAUUCCGCUGCUGUACAAAGAGCUGGCCCCCGGCGCGGCAACGCCAAACUGGGGCAGGACCCAGGAAGGGCAGGCUGACUUCUGGAAGAUGAUGCGAGUCAUUUGCUACUCCUUGUCCAUUUCCAGCGUCAUCUAUGGCUGGGUCGGCAUCGUUGUCUAUGCCACAUUCGGUCCUAAGACCAAAAGCGACUUCUCCGAGAACUUCCGCGCAGAUGACCAGCUUCUGGUUGUCCUACGCUUGACGAUGACAUGUGCGAUAUGUAGCUCCUUUGCGCUCAUGAUGAUGUCUGCAAGGGCGGCCGCUUUCAAUUUGUUUCUGUUGCCGCUGGGCUGUGCUGUAAAGCCCGUGUCGCGAGUGAUGGUUGCUACCAGCCUCUCAGCCAUUUGCUUGGGCGUAGCCACCGUUGCCAAAGAGAUCGGCACUGUUUUGGCCUACAAUGGCUCAGUGUUUGCAACACCAGUGUGCUUUGUGGCACCUCCUUUGAUGUACCUUUGCUUGCCAAGGCAAAGCCGGCAAGCGUGCUGGAGCAUCCUCUGCAUUCUUUCCGCCUUUGCUGGCACGGCAUUCGGCCUCUACGGAGUUGUGCUCACCUUGGGAUCGCACACAUGA